Messenger RNA from Nymphaea colorata (pocket water lily), 823 nucleotides. RefSeq names its product zinc finger A20 and AN1 domain-containing stress-associated protein 11-like. The coding region runs from base 133 to 618 and encodes 161 amino acids. The record is from RefSeq and is a predicted model, not a curated record. Lineage: Eukaryota; Viridiplantae; Streptophyta; Magnoliopsida; Nymphaeales; Nymphaeaceae. Gene Ontology annotation, biological process: protein ubiquitination. The transcript has a single exon. Gene Ontology annotation, molecular function: zinc ion binding; ubiquitin-protein transferase activity.
CCUCCUUUCUCUCCUACCGCAACGCCACCAUUUCCCCAAGAAGGGAGAGCGCCCGAACGGCCGAUUUUCCCAAGGUUUCCAAACCCCAUCCAAACAGGGGAAAAGCUUUUCUUUUGUUUUUUUUCUCAAGCGAUGGCGAAGCAGAGGGAGACGGAGGAGACGACGGAGCUCAAGGUCCCCGAUGGCCUCGGCCUCUGUGCCGCCGAUUGCUCCUUCUCCGGCAACUCUCCUGUUGCCCCCGCGGCCGCCGACACCUGCCAGAAGCGCUUCAACGAUACCGCCGACCUCUCGACACCAUCCGACUCGAGCCGUGAGGCUCCCGCCGUCCGAUCGCCUGCCGAGGCUGAUGCAGGGUCGUCGCCGGAGCCGUCUGGCGGAGAUCGGCGAAAACGGCCGGAGCCGCCGGUGGAUGAGGCCGCUCGCCGUCCUAACCGCUGCUUCGGGUGUCGGAAAAGGGUGGGUUUGACUGGAUUCCGGUGUCGCUGCGGCGAGCUGUUCUGCGGGGAGCACCGGUACUCCGAUCGGCACGAGUGUAAGUUUGACUACAAGGCCGCUGGGAGGGAGGAGAUCGCGCGUGCGAAUCCCGUAGUGAGGGCGGCGAAGAUCAUCAGGAUCUGAGGACAGACGGUAUUAUGGUCUUCGGUGUUUCGCUUUCUCAUCUCUUCUAUGCGAAGAGAAAUGUAAAAGGAAGGGGUGAAGGGAAUCCAAGGGAAGAAAGGGGAAAUUUUCUGUUCUUUGAAUUUCUUUGUGAACAAAUGCAAGAACAAAUUUGUACGUGUUGGCUUUCCAGAUCAUUAGGGUACACAACAUUUAAUUUUUGAUA